Molecule: messenger RNA, 1350 nt
Organism: Torulaspora globosa
Lineage: Eukaryota; Fungi; Ascomycota; Saccharomycetes; Saccharomycetales; Saccharomycetaceae
Gene: COR1
Product: ubiquinol--cytochrome-c reductase subunit COR1
Exons: 1
Coding region: 1-1350 (449 amino acids)
Biological process (GO): aerobic respiration
Cellular component (GO): mitochondrion
Molecular function (GO): metalloendopeptidase activity; metal ion binding
Source: RefSeq, a predicted model, not a curated record
AUGUUGAGAACCACUACUCUAAGGUGUUCUUCGAAGCUUUUGAAAAGAUCAAUUGCGACUCAGGCUGCGCCAAAGGCGGAAGUGACCGAAUUGUCUAACGGUAUUAUCGUUGCUACGAAACAUAAUGGCCAAUCUUUGACGAAUUCCGUUGGGUUUGUGUUUGGGUCGGGUUCUACCGCAGAGAAUCCAUACAACAACGGUGUGUCUAACCUUUGGUCCAACCUUUUCACUGAGAAAGGGAACGCUGGCGAGGCUGCCAGGAAGGGAUUUUCUUUGGAGAGCAAAGUUGGUAGGGAAUACCAAUCUUAUCUCGUGAACUCUAAGCCCGGUCAGGUUUCUAAGGCUUUGGAGUUUCUACAGUCGAAAUUUUCGUCGUCUUUGAACGAGUCCGUCUUUGAAAAUACCAAGAGAUCGGUAUUGGAUCAAGUCGAAAAGUUCGAGACAAACAAUCAUGCGGGCCGUGCUUUGGAACAUCUACAUUCUACUGCUUUCCAGAACACUCCCUUGUCUCUACCAACUAGAGGCACCGUCGAGUCGAUCGAGACUUUGAUCCCUUCCGACUUGGAGUCGUUUGCGUCGAACCACUUCUUGGCUUCCAACACUGUGGUGGUGGGUGCCGGUAACGUUUCGCACGAGGAGUUGGUGAAGGCUGUUGAGUCGCAGGUUUCUUUGAAGUCUGGCACAAAGCCAGCUGCAAAGAAGGCCUCCUCUUUCCUGGGUUCAGAGGUCAGGUUGAGAGACGACACCCUGUCGAAGGCCUACAUCGCGAUCGCUGCGGAGGGUGAAAAAGUUACCUCCCCAGACUACUUCACUUCUCUCUUGGCAGCUCAGGUGUUCGGCUCUUACAACGCUGCCGAACCUUCUUCAAGACUACAAGGUGUUAAGCUGUUGGAUAUCAUCCAGGAAUACCAAAUCUGUGACACCUUUGACCACUUCUCGCUAGGUUACCAGGACUCCGGUCUAUGGGGGUUCACUACCACCACCAGCGCUAUCGGCUCCAUCGAUGACCUUGUCCAUUUCACUUUGAAACAGUGGAACAGAUUGACCACCUCUGUCACGGAGACUGAGGUCGCGCGUGCCAAGGCUUUGCUAAAAUUGAAAUUGGCCUCGCUAGCUACCGAUAACGCCACUGUCGCCACCAACUUGGGUGCCAGCGCCCUAGUGAACAAGGCAAAGACCGACUUGACCGAAGCUUACUCCAAGAUCGAUUCCUUGACCGCCAAGGACGUCAAACAAUGGGCUGGUAACAGAUUGUGGGAUCAAGACAUCGCCAUCGCCGGUGUGGGCCGUAUCGAAGGCUUGUUGGACUACAUGAGAAUUAGAGCAGAUAUGUCUAUGAUGAGAUGGUGA